Molecule: messenger RNA, 726 nt
Organism: Stylonychia lemnae
Lineage: Eukaryota; Ciliophora; Spirotrichea; Sporadotrichida; Oxytrichidae
Source: the annotation of a GenBank genome assembly
AUGAUUUCCGGUUAACCAAGAACUCACACCCAAGUCCCAGUCAAUAUUGGUACUUCAGUUAUGGGCCUAAGAUACAAGGAUGGAAUUAUGCUAGCAGCAGAUACAGCUGUAGCUUAUGGAUCAAUGAAGAAGACUAAGCACGCACAAAGAAUGGCAGCAAUCUCAUCAGACACCGCCAUUGCUUGUUCAGGAGAAAUGAGUGACUUCCAAGAACUCCUCAAGAUUUUCAGAGAGAAGCACGACGGUGAUGUCAUUGAGAACGACGGCGCUCUUUUCUUAAAGCCAACUGACUACUUUAACUAUCUGUCUAGAGUCUAGUAUCAAAGAAGAAUGAAGGGAGAUCCACUCUGGAACGGAAGCAUCAUCGGAGGAGUCAGACAAGACUCUGGAGAUGUUUUCCUUGGAAUGGUUGAUUUGUAUGGAACCAAAGUCGAGGGCAACUUCCUAUUGACUGGUCUUGCUGCUCACUACUGUCAAGUGCUUAUGUAAAACUCAUGGCGCGCAGAUCUCACUGAGGCUGAGGCACGUGCUAUUAUAGAAGAUUGCAUGAAAGUCAUGUUCUAUAGAGACAAAAAGGCCUCAGACGAGAUCUAAAUCACAACUAUCACCAAAGAUCAAGGAGUUAAAAUACACGACCCAUAUAGAAUUCAAGGAGAGUGGAACUUCCAGUUCUUCCAUGACAAGACUAAUGAGUUCUGGAGACCAAUUAGAAUUUACAAUAAUUGA